GUGAAUGCAUCCCAUUGGCUUACGGGAGGCAUGAUGCCACCGGGCAGCCCUUUUUAAGAGAAAAGCCAGGCCUGGUGGAAUAGCGGCCCCAGAGCAGUGUUCUUGGAGCUGAGCGGCGGGGAUCCCGGAGCGGCCUUGAUAAAGAAACAUGAGCGAGCGACAAGGUGCUGGGGCGACCAAUGGAAAAGACAAGACAUCUGGCGAAAAUGACGGGCAGAAGAAAGUUCAAGAAGAAUUUGACAUUGACAUGGAUGCGCCAGAGACAGAACGUGCGGCGGUGGCCAUUCAGUCCCAGUUCAGAAAAUUCCAGAAAAAAAAGGCUGGAUCCCAGUCCUAGCGGGAGAGCCCUUCCUAGUCUGCCAGAAGACACCCACUCCAGCUAUCAUCUAUCAAGAAAUUAAGAGAAUAACACCUAGAGAAACAUCAUCUGCACACGAUACACACAUGCACAGCAGUCCUACAAUGCAUGUACAGAGACCCACGAUAUUUACUCCCUUACAGGAAGGUGUAGACAGUGCAACUGUGACUGGCUUAAUCUCUAUGUCUAUCCCCAGUUUCAUUCCUUCCUCACUUGAUGUUGUAAUAAAAUAGAGUUAAGAUGCGUGA
Manis pentadactyla (Chinese pangolin) is the source of this 606-nucleotide messenger RNA. RefSeq names its product Purkinje cell protein 4 (gene PCP4). NCBI's taxonomy places the organism in Eukaryota, Metazoa, Chordata, Mammalia, Pholidota, Manidae. The record is from RefSeq and is a predicted model, not a curated record. Gene Ontology annotation, cellular component: cytoplasm. Gene Ontology annotation, molecular function: calcium ion binding; calmodulin binding. The transcript has 3 exons. Bases 149 to 337 code for a protein of 62 amino acids.